UAGGAGUUAUGGGAUUAGAGAGGGUAAGAUGGAUGCUGUACACAAGUUGAAGGUUUUGGUGAUGUUUCUAUCUCUGGCUACUUUCACGGUCAUGGUGAUAAUGAACGCUGGAAAUGCCACUGGGAUAUUCAAAGGUCUGUUCAGGACAACCCCUGGAAACAUCUCAGACAAGUACAGCACUGAUUUCACACCAGCUGGCUGGACUUUCCUCAUCUGGAAUGUCAUCUAUGCCUGGCAGCUCGCCUGGCUUCUCUACGCCUUGUCAGGGAUCUGUCGAAGGAAUGAAUUUGGACGUGUCUUCAUAAAGCCAGACUUGCUGCCAAUACCUUUUUAUGUGUCGUGGUGUCUGAAUAAUGGCCUCAAUGUUGGAUGGCUCUUUCUGUGGGAUCGAGAAUACCUCCUUCCAGCCCUGGUGUUCCUGGUAGUCCUCACUCUUACCACGUGUGUCUCCCUCUUUGUUUCACACCGAGCCUUGAGCAUCUAUUCCUCGUGGUUUGUGAAGGGUCACAAAGCUGAGCUCUGGCUCAUCCGCAUUCUGGUCCAGAACGGGCUGGCACUGUACGGAACAUGGACCACCAUCGCCACUCUGCUGAACUUUGCAGUUGUGCUGAUCUACCAGGGGAACGUGUCCCAUGAGAAAGCAACCACUGCUUCUCUCAGCAUCCUUGCUCUCUGCCUGGUCAUAUGGUUUUACCUAGAAAACUUUUUUCUUGACAAGUAUGUCCGCUAUAACCUCACAAUCUACCCAGUGGUCAUAACAGCUCUGAUUGGCAGCGCAUGCAAGAACAGCUCGUUUUCAUCCCCAAUGACCAACAACAUUUUCAUAGUUGUUCUGCUGGCAGGGACUUCCCUGAUCUUUGCUGUUCGGCUGGGACUGGUCACGUGGAGACACUAUAAGAGACCACUGGAAGCAUCAGGAACCACAGACCCGUCAGGCACAGUGGCCUGAGACCUCUGGCAUGUUGUGGCAGAUACUUGAAAGGGAGAAAAAAGAAUUGGGCAUCUGCUGGUCGUUCCUUCCAGUAUCAACUGCCUUGUGCUUUUCCCUCUUAUUCUCCAUCUCAAAGGCAAAUAGCUUGUGUCUGCAGACCUGUUUUGCUCCCACGUUUUCUCGGACGAGCUACUUGCAGCUUUUACUCUGGAAAAGUGCAGGGAAAGGUCCUUCAGCUGAGCAGCCCUGUGCGCCUCUGUGAUGCCUGAGCUGCAGCUCUCUGCUCCUGUCAGAGCAAGGAGA
Messenger RNA from Corapipo altera (White-ruffed manakin), 1234 nucleotides. RefSeq lists its product as uncharacterized. The record is from RefSeq and is a predicted model, not a curated record. NCBI's taxonomy places the organism in Eukaryota, Metazoa, Chordata, Aves, Passeriformes, Pipridae. The coding region runs from base 29 to 949 and encodes 306 amino acids. The transcript is spliced from 8 exons.